GACCACAUAACAUGCAUUGAUAGCUCACUGACCAUCGUUGCACCUCCACUGACAAGCAUCGUCCCACGUGGCACGGAGAUUGAUGCGUUUUCCGAACGUUCCGCGAUUUUUUUAGGACCUGCAAUUCAGCUUUGCAUCAUCAUCUCGCAGAGCAUUGGUAGAUCUUCGUGUAUUGGAGAGGACUCAAGAAUCAGGAUCGACGCUUACGGAGAGAUUUGUCUAAUUGAGCCAUGGUCGCGGACAGGACAUAUUAUGACCUCUUGGAGGUUUCCAUAGAUGCGGAUGAAGUAGAGAUCAAGCGGGCUUACAAGCGGAAGGCUAUGCUGCAUCAUCCGGACAAGAACCCUGACGACCCUCAAGCACAUGAGAUGUUCCAGAAGAUCGGACAAGCAUACGAGACGCUCUGUGAUCCUAACAAUCGCGCAGCGUACGAUGAAUAUGGACCGGAUGGCGCUCCUAGAGGAUUCGAUGGUGGAGUCGACAUGGACGAUAUAUUUGCAGAAAUGUUUGGAGGGGCGUCAUUCGGUUUCGGGGGAGGUUUCAGCUUUGAUUCAGCGGGUCCCGGACCUAGCCGUCGAAAACCUACCCGUGGACCUGAUACCGUUGUCGAUUACAACGUCACGCUGGAGGAAGCAUAUAAGGGCAAACGGGUAGUGAUGGGUCUCGAGAGGGAUCGUGUGUGUAGCCAUUGUCACGGAAGUGGAGCCAGGACGGGAGUCAAGCCAAGCAAGUGUAAGACGUGUGAUGGUAAGGGAUCCGUCAUUGCGGAUAGGCAUCUUGGUCCUGGUCUAGUGGGAAAGAUGAAAGUCACUUGUACCGAUUGUCAUGGGGAAGGCACACGUUUGAGGGAUAAGGAAAAGUGCAAAAAGUGUAAAGGAGCCAAAGUGCUCAGAGAUAAGAAAAGAGUCGAAUUCCACAUCCAACCUGGAACCGAGGACGGCGAGCGGAUAGCCCUGAAAGGAGAGGGUGACGAGGCGCCCGACAUACCCCCGGGCGAUGUCAUUUUCCACAUUCACCAUAAAACACAUCCUUUCCUCCGACCGCAUCCAUCUCAUCCCUCCAAUCUACGGACGACUGUCCGUAUAUCCCUCUCAGAGGCACUACUAGGAUUCAGCAGGGUCUUUUUCGUGCAUUUAGACGGACGAGGGAUCCGCAUAGAUUCAGGUCGAGGCGAACGAGUUAUCAACCCUGGAGAUGAAUGGCUCAUCCGAGGCGAAGGGAUGCCCAGGAUAGGGAGGGAAGAUAAAGGGGAUCUGUAUGUCAAGUUUGAAGUAGAGAUGCCUGGGGCCAGCUGGGCCGCAAGGCAGGAUCCAAGCGGCACAACGGUUCAAUUGCCGCCAGCUUUACCCGAAAUGAGUCCGUUACCCGAUACUGUGGAGACGAGGUACCUGUCGCCCGUGAGGAGGUGACGGCAAUUCGUGGCGCUGCAACAUCAUCUCAGUACAGUUCAGUUCAGCAUCGACAUCACCCCAAGUCCCAUCUCAUCAAUGUCCAGGCAUAUGCAUCCUUAAAAUACAAC
Messenger RNA from Kockovaella imperatae, 1519 nucleotides. RefSeq names its product chaperone regulator. The coding region runs from base 231 to 1409 and encodes 392 amino acids. Gene Ontology annotation, biological process: response to heat; protein refolding. Gene Ontology annotation, cellular component: cytoplasm. Lineage: Eukaryota; Fungi; Basidiomycota; Tremellomycetes; Tremellales; Cuniculitremaceae. The record is from RefSeq and is a predicted model, not a curated record. Gene Ontology annotation, molecular function: Hsp70 protein binding; ATP binding. The transcript is spliced from 12 exons.